Messenger RNA from Setaria italica (foxtail millet), 1102 nucleotides. RefSeq names its product 30S ribosomal protein 2, chloroplastic. Lineage: Eukaryota; Viridiplantae; Streptophyta; Magnoliopsida; Poales; Poaceae. The transcript is spliced from 4 exons. The record is from RefSeq and is a predicted model, not a curated record. Gene Ontology annotation, molecular function: mRNA binding. Gene Ontology annotation, cellular component: cytosol. The coding region runs from base 132 to 866 and encodes 244 amino acids.
GGGGUGGGAUGAGAGGUGGGUUGGGGUUGCUCUAAACACCAAACCCUCUCGCGACAACGGAUAAGGCUUUUCUGCCUCGCCUCCUCCCUUCCCAAUCGCUCGCUCCUCUCCUCUCUUCUUCCUCCCCGACAAUGGCGACCGCCAUUUCCUCUCUGAUUACCCCUCCGGCCCUCCAUCUCCGAUGCCGGAGCCCUGCCUCGGCCUCCGUCUCCGUCUCCGCCCCCGCCCGCCUCUCCUUCCGUGCCGCCGCGGCGCCGCAGGCCUGGCGCCGGGGGUUGGCGCUGCGGGUGGCCGCCUCCUCGGCGGUGCUCGAGGCGCCGGCGGAGGUGGCGGCGCGGAAGCUCUACGUCGGGAACAUCCCCCGGACCGUCACCAACGACGAGCUCCGCGACAUGUUCGCCGCGCACGGCACCGUCGAGCGGGCCGAGGUUAUGUAUGACAAGUACACCAAUCGGAGCCGGCGGUUUGGAUUUGUCACGAUGAGCACCGUGGAGGAGGCCAAUGCUGCAAUUGAGGCUCUCAAUGAGACUGAGGUUGGUGGUAGAAAAAUUAAAGUGAACGUCACAGAGAGCUUCUUACCGAACAUUGAUCGAUCAGCACCAGAACCGGAGCCUGUAUUUGUGGAUAGUCAGUACAAGGUUUAUGUUGGUAAUCUUGCGAAGACUGUGACAACGGAAGUUCUUAAAAAUUUCUUCGCUGAAAAGGGGCAGAUACUCAGUGCCACGGUUUCCCACAUUCCUGGGACUUCAAAAUCCAAGGGAUACGGCUUCGUCACCUUCUCUUCCGAGGAAGAAGUUGAAGCUGCUGUUGCUACUUUCAAUAACGCGGAAUUGGAAGGACAACCCAUUCGUGUGAAUAGAGCUUAGAUUAGCAGAAAUUUGCAUGACCAUUGAAGGUGGGGGGCAUGUCUCGGUGAAUACAUGUAGAAUGAGAGAUACUUGGAGGCUAGAUUUUGAUAAAAAAGUGUUCAAGACCUUCAAUGUAAUUUCAAUCCAUCAAACAGUUUUCGUAUGAUAACAGUACAUGUGAAGAGUUUUUCUUGUCAAAGUCAUUGUUCAUAUGAUUGCAUUUGGACCUUUUAUUUUUACAUCGCUUCUAUUUA